GCCUAUUCUCUUGUUUGCGAGUCUUUAAAUAGAUAAAUACAAUGGGAUAGGUCUGGUGGAUCAAUUGUGAUAAUAACACUACCUAUCUAGGAAUAACGAUUAUCACCACUAUCAUCGACUUUAUAUUGUAUGUACAUCCGUUAAUAAAGCAAACGACAGAGAUAGAGAGAGAAUAGAAAAUAAGCAAACAAGAAAGAAAGAAAGAAGGAAGGAAACAACAAGGCAAUUUAUGCUUCUCAAACACACACAUGACAUACAUGAUUACCUAGGUAGUUUAAACUCGACAUCUCUUUGACUUUAUUUUGUCCAUCUCCAUCUCCGGCUCCGGUUCCGUCUCCAUCUCUCCCACACCUACCCCCCCUUUCCUCCAAGAUGGCGCGAUCACGCACCAUGGCAAUGCGCUACACGCCCCAGCUAUCCCAUCGAUGGGCAGCGCCUCACACGCGGCGCCAAUAUAGCAGCUGCAGCGCAGUCAUCUCUACAUCUAGAUUAUUAUCACAACCGGGUCUCUUCCUCCCACAGCAACAGCAGCGGUGCGCACGCCGGACUUAUGCGACUGAGGGGGGACCUCCUGGUAAAGUAUCUUCGUCGCGGAGUGGCUCCAAAGUCUUCAAGUCCGCGGACGAAGCGGUAGCGGAUCUGGAGGACGGGUACGUGGUUCUCAGUGCUGGGUUUGGGCUGUGCGGUGUCGCUGAAACCCUCAUCCAAGCAAUCCACAAAAAAGGCCUCAAAAACCUCACAGCCGUCUCCAACAACGCCGGCUCCGGCUCCCACGGCCUCGCCCUCCUAACGCGGGACGGACGCCUGGGGCGCAUCAUCCUCUCGUACCUCGGCUCCAACAAGGAACUCGAACAGCAGUACCUGACCGGCCAAAUAGCCGUCGAGCUCUGCCCCCAGGGCACGCUGGCGGAGAAGCUGCGGGCGGCGGGGGCCGGGAUCCCGGCGUUCUACACGGCGACGGGGGUCAAGACGUUUGUGGAGACGGGCGAGAUCCCGGUGAAGUUUACGCCGGAGGCGGUGCUGGAGAAGGGGAAGGCGAAGGAGACGAGGACGUUUGGUGGGAGGUCGUAUAUCAUGGAGACGGCGCUGCCGGGGGACGUGGCGAUACUGAGGGCGUGGAAGGUGGACGAGGCGGGGAAUUGUGUGUUUAAAUACACAACCAAAACCUACGCCGGCCUCAUGGCCCGCGCCGCCCGCAUCGCCAUCGUCGAAGCCGAGCACAUCGUGCCCAUCGGCUCCAUCGACCCGGACCACGUCGACCUCCCUGGGAUAUUCAUCGACCGCAUCGUGCCCGCCACCGCCCCCAAGAACUUUGAAGUACUCAAGACCGCACCACCCCCGCCCCAAAACAACGACAAAGACGACGCAAGCAACCAGCCAGCAACAGCAACCCUCGACGCCCGCAACCGCAUAGCCCGCCGCGCCGCCCUCGAGCUCCACGACGGCUACUACGCCAACCUCGGCGUCGGCAUCCCCACCCUCGCCGCCUCCUACCUGCCCCCCACCGCCAGAAUCUGGCUGCAAAGCGAGAACGGCAUCCUCGGCAUGGGGCCCUACCCCGCGUCCGCAGCCACCGCCGACCCGGACCUCAUCAACGCGGGGAAAGAGACCGUGACCCUGCUCCCGGGCGCCUCGACCUUCGACUCCGCCGAGUCCUUCGCCAUGAUCCGGGGCGGCCACGUCGACGUGUCCAUCCUGGGCGCGUUCCAGGUGUCCGCCGCGGGGGACCUCGCGAACUACAUGAUCCCGGGGCGCGUGUUCAAGGGCAUGGGCGGCGCCAUGGACCUCGUCUCGAACCCCGAGGCGACCAGGAUCAUCGUCGCGACGGAGCACGUCGACAAGAGGGGCAGGAGCAAGAUCGUGCAGGAGUGCAGGCUGCCGCUCACGGGGAAGGGCGUCGUCAGCACCAUCAUCACGGACCUGGCCGUUUUCCAGGUCGAUCGCGUGGGUGGGGGCGGGCUGACGCUGACGGAUAUCGCGGAGGGGGUGAGUGUGGAGACGGUGAGGGAGAGGACGGAUGCGGAGUUCAAGGUUGCGGAGGAGUUGAGGAGGUUUUGAGUAUCUAGAUACCUAUGGAAGUGAGAUGGUUUAUAUAAGUAUAGGGGUAUGAUUGUAUGGGGUUUAUGUUGGGAAUGCAUAGGAGCUGUAUAUAGUAGUGAGGUAUUCUGUAUAUAUUAACUUGCUGUGUCGGUAGGUAGCGGAGGCAUAGGUUGAAGUAGGCGUAUGUACAGCUUUAUGUACCUGGGCGGUUAGAUAUACCUUAUGUAUGGAACACAG
This is a messenger RNA of Hypoxylon fragiforme, 2277 nucleotides long. RefSeq names its product succinyl-CoA:3-ketoacid-coenzyme A transferase subunit B. Bases 373 to 2058 code for a protein of 561 amino acids. Gene Ontology annotation, molecular function: succinyl-CoA:3-oxo-acid CoA-transferase activity. The transcript is spliced from 3 exons. The record is from RefSeq and is a predicted model, not a curated record. Lineage: Eukaryota; Fungi; Ascomycota; Sordariomycetes; Xylariales; Hypoxylaceae. Gene Ontology annotation, biological process: ketone body catabolic process.